Messenger RNA from Electrophorus electricus (electric eel), 1278 nucleotides. RefSeq names its product hypocretin (orexin) receptor 2 (gene hcrtr2). NCBI's taxonomy places the organism in Eukaryota, Metazoa, Chordata, Actinopteri, Gymnotiformes, Gymnotidae. Gene Ontology annotation, cellular component: plasma membrane. The record is from RefSeq and is a predicted model, not a curated record. Gene Ontology annotation, molecular function: orexin receptor activity. Gene Ontology annotation, biological process: G protein-coupled receptor signaling pathway; circadian sleep/wake cycle process; feeding behavior.
AUGUCUGGAAUUACUGAUAAUUACGGUUGCAGCGAUUGUUUAACAUUAGGGCGUCAUCUGAACUCAACGGAAAGUUACACGUAUUCUCAUGUUGAAGAAGGUGAUGAACUUUUGAAGUACAUAUGGAGAGAAUACUUGUAUCCAAAACAGUAUGAGUGGGUUUUAAUAGCCGGAUAUAUUAUUGUUUUCCUGCUCUCUUUGGUUGGGAACACAUUAGUUUGCUUUACAGUAUGGAAAAAUGAUAACAUGCAUACAGUAACCAACUACUUCAUUGUGAACCUCUCCUUUCCUGAUAUCCUGGUCACUAUAACAUGCCUUCCUGCAAGUUUGGUAGUGGACAUCACAGAAACAUGUUUUUUUGGAGAAACGCUCUGCCGAAUAUUACCCUAUUAAUAGAUAAGGACAAUCUCUGUGUCUGUCUCCGUGCUGACCCUCAGUCACAUAGCACAGGAUCGGAGGUAUGCAAUCUGCCACCCACUCAAGAUCAAGAGCAUGGUUAGAAGGGACAGAAGCAUUGUCCUCAUCUGGCUGGUGUCCUGCAUCAUCAUGGUCCCGCAGGCAGUUGUCAUAGAAUGCAGCAGCCUGCUGCCUGAGCUGCUGCCCGAGCUCACCAACAAGACCAUCCGUGAUGAGCACUGGGGAGAUGAGAUCUAUCCCAAGGUCUACCACACCUGCUUCUUUAUUGUCACUUAUUUUGCCCCUUUGUGCCUAAUGGUCCUGGCAUACAUACAAAUCUGUCAUAAGCUCUGGUGUCAGCAGAUUCCUGGAACGUCGUCGGUGCUGCAGCGAAAGUAUCUGCGGUGCAGUAAGUCUCUGCGGUGUUCGACUCAGGCCACAGUCCCUGGUGAGUCAGUCAAGGUCAGGAAAAGCACAGUGUCGGCCCAAAUAAAGCAGACAAGGACCAGGCGGAAAACAGCACGCAUGCUGAUUGUGGUACUCCUCUUCUUCACCAUCUGUUAUCUGCCCAUUAGUGUCCUCAACGUCAUGAAGAGAGUGUUUGGUGGUUUCAAGAGCAUGAGCGAUAGAGAGAUGGUGUAUGCCUGGUUCACCUUUACCCACUGGCUUAUAUAUGCCAACAGUGCGUCCAAUCCAAUCAUCUACAACUUCCUCAGUGAUAAAUUUCAGGAGGAGUUCAAAGCAGCCAUCACCUGUCAGUACUCAGGCAGAGGUGAAAAAGAGUGGGUAAUGGCCAAGAUGAACACGGACAGCCACAAGUCCCUAUCCACGCAAGUCAGCCAUUUAGACAACGUGUCAUGGCUCUCAGACCAGGCAGUGUAG